This is a messenger RNA of Tupaia belangeri chinensis (Chinese tree shrew), 832 nucleotides long. RefSeq lists its product as uncharacterized. Lineage: Eukaryota; Metazoa; Chordata; Mammalia; Scandentia; Tupaiidae. The record is from RefSeq and is a predicted model, not a curated record.
GAGGCAGCCCCGCAGUGCAGGAGCGGGGCGAGGCCCGCGCUGGGGUGCAGGAGUUGGGGGAGGGGAGCCCACGCCGGCUGCUGCAGCAGCCUGAGCCGCUGCCCGAGUUCGGGGACGGCUCCCGCGAGCGCGGGGAAGAGCUCGAAAGUUCCGGCGAGCGGGGGGAGCGGAGUUGGGAGAGCUGCGGGCACCUCGGACGGGAGGCGGUGGUCCUGGGAGCCGCCCCAGCACGCCGAGAACGACGUGAGCUGCUGGGGAGGGCCCGGCCGGUGGGGCCCCGGGGGCCGGAAGGGGAAGGGCGCCUAGGGGUGCAGGAAGCGAACUGGCUUCCAGGGGUUCAAGAAGGACAAGUGGUGCAAGCUGUCCAGGAAACGUACUUGAACGGGAAGGGAGCCCAAGAGGGAGAGGGACACCCCGAGGGGCCUAGGACCCGGAGGCGCAGGCGGAGGAGGAGGUGGUAACCCUGCCUGGCACCAGGAUCCCUCCAGGGCCAAAGAGUGCAAGAUGUAGGGGUUUGCUGAGUGGGGAGCAACAGAGCGCUGUGAACCGGGAGCUUUGGAUUCCUCUGCCCGAGGGCAGGUAACGGCCUGCAGGAUCCUCUUCUGCUACCUCAGCCUGGACAUCCUCUAAGCUGUGUCUUAGGGAGGCAGCAAAAGGCGGCAGGUGACAGAUGUGCAGCACCGUUACGUGCUGUGCACAGAAAGCUGAUCGCCCACCAUGGUUCGAACUCUGGCCCAGGCUACUGGGGGAAAACACAUUGGGGGAUCAGCAGACGGCGUGAUGGUUACAUCGUUGGACUCCCAUGUAGUUGACUGCGAUUCGAGUCCUGGAC